UCCAAACAACAUGGAUAGAAACACUGUGUACUGCCUGCUGUGCAACAAGCCCCAGCUGUCCAUUUGGAAUCACCUGAGCAGAGUGUGCCUGAAAGACGGCACAGCACAGGAGAGGGAGCAAGAAGCUUCCAGAGCUAAAGCCUCCCAGAAGCUGUUUUCCAGGGAAGGUCGACUCUGGAGCGUCUCGGAGCUGCAGGAGUUUUGCAAGGACGCAACAUCUUGCACCAAACUCUGCAGUCGUCUUCAGAGUCGUGGCUUUAUCAUCACAGACACUCCCCAAACCUUCCCAACACAGAGCUUUGAUAAGAAGGAAAUCCUCGCCCUGGCCAAAAAGGACAUCGAGUAUUUCCACCAAAAGCUUGUAGGCGGUGAUUGCAUCCCCAACGUUGCCAUGACAACGUUCAGGCAGUACGGCGAGGCCAUCCUGAUGUUACAGCACGGACUGACAGCAGGUGCUGUUCAGGAACUUUCUGUGCAGGACUGGAUGGAGCGAAGGGCAAGCUUGAGGAUGACCAUCCAGGAAGAAGAACUGUUGGAGUGCUACUUUAAGAACAUCCGCCCAGUGUACUUACAAAACCAAAGAGCUGGCAGUGACGACGGGGGCAGGUUCUUCCUGGGAGAAGGUGGGGUCCCUCUGACCAACCCAACAGGAGAUGUACAGCGCCUGAGGGCCAGAUACCUGCGCAGCGACACUGAGGAUCCUGCGGCUGGGUCAGCAUCACACUCAGCAGGAGGAGUAGAAACCUCGGGACAGGCCAGGUCCAUUUCCACAAAGCGCCUACCACUCCGAGAAUGGGAUGCCUUCCAGCGGACCUUCCCAGUAACCCUAAAUGGAGAGCCACCUUCAAAACGCCGGUGUGUACAGGCUGGUUUUCCACACUACCGAGCCCACUACAAAAGGUGGAGGGAGCUUCAGCUUAAGCAGAGAGUUCAGCACAUCCUCGUAUUCCUCACGCCUCGCUCUGGGACAGGGUGUGCCAGAAGAAGCAACGCCCCUCAGCGUGCAAGAGUACAGACGGCAUUAGAUAAGGAGACCUGGAGCACCAACAAGCCCACUGUUGAUGCCGUCCUACGGGCCUGGGUUGCUCCACAGCCCAGGAUCCAGGACAGCCCGUCCCUCAUGUCCUCGAUUUCAGAGCAGAAAUGGAAGGGCCUGGCUUUGAAGGACUUCGGGGAGGAAAAGGGCAAAGGUGUCAUCGCCCUGAUGCCCUUCAACAAAGGAGACGUCGUCUGCGACUACCACGGGACGUGCAUCACCAAAGCUGCAGGGAAUCAGAGGCGGCAGUCAGGGUCUCUCUUCUUCUACAGGGACGAGUGCCACAGGGCUGAUGCCACUGCGUCCCCCUGUGCCUGCCACCUGCACAAGGACUCCUAUGGAAGGCACAUGAACCAUUGCCAAAGGAAUCCAAACGUGAAGCCACAAAGGUUCACCAUGAACUUCCCUGCUGGUCCUCGGGAGAGUGUGCUGUUCAUCGCCCUGAGGGACAUCGUGGUUGGAGAGGAGCUCCUGUGGGACUAUGGAGUCUAGAGAUGGCACCGUGUUUUAUGUCCCAUAUCCUACAUUUGGAUUUCUGCCCACACCGACAUGACUCCAAUAGUGUAUUUUAUAAUCAAUAAAACUGUGUGUGUUUUUUUUAUAUAUUGCUGCGUUUUGUAUAAGUUCAAACUCAAACUAAAGCUGUCCUGUUAUAUAUCUUUCUCAGAGGUGAAAUGCCGGUUGACUCGGUCCAUCCCUGAUGGAGUCUCCCAUAAAUCCUUUGGCUGGACAUUUGACUUGUCUUUAUUUUUCCUUUGUUUGAUGCUUUGCUUGGCUUUUGUUGUCUCUGACCUUUUCUGAUUAAAAGAAAAUUGAGCUCACAGGACACCAUGUUGCCUCAGCUGAUGCAGUCCUCUUUGCAAUAAUGUUUAUUUCCAAAGGAAUUUC
This is a messenger RNA of Haplochromis burtoni (Burton's mouthbrooder), 1924 nucleotides long. RefSeq lists its product as uncharacterized. NCBI's taxonomy places the organism in Eukaryota, Metazoa, Chordata, Actinopteri, Cichliformes, Cichlidae. The record is from RefSeq and is a predicted model, not a curated record. Gene Ontology annotation, molecular function: protein binding.